Lottia gigantea (owl limpet) is the source of this 750-nucleotide messenger RNA. RefSeq lists its product as hypothetical. Bases 1 to 750 code for a protein of 249 amino acids. The transcript has a single exon. Gene Ontology annotation, biological process: protein homooligomerization. The record is from RefSeq and is a predicted model, not a curated record. Lineage: Eukaryota; Metazoa; Mollusca; Gastropoda; Lottiidae.
AUGGACACUGAGACAUUUGCUGGAGCUGACGUUUUAUCUUUGGACGCCCCUUCUGAUGACAGCUUAUUUGAUGAAGAUGACAGACCAACAUUAGAUACAGAACCAGAAACAAUACCUCAAGUGGAAAUAAAAGAUUCAGAACCAGAAAUGAUAGCUCAAGUGGAAAUAACAGAUUCGGAACCAGAAACGAUACCCCAAGUGGAAAUAACAGAUUCGGAACCAGAAACAAUGGCUCAAGUAGAAACGGUAGUAGAACCAGAAGAAUCAGAAACACAAUCAAGCGUUCAAGUGGAACAGGUAGAAUCAGUCAAAGAAAAAAUCGCCCAAGUAGAGCCGGUAUCAGGCGGUUACGUGGAACCAGUCCAAUCGAUUGAAUAUAAUCCCACCAGUAUUGUGAAAAAAUUACAAAAAAUCCAAGUAUGUCAGGAGAGUCCAGUGCAUGUGAUGGUUGGAGGAACAAAAUUUGUCACCAGCAUACCAACUAUCACAGCCGAACCAUCUCUGUUAUCUGCUAUGGUAGACAAGGAUUCAAUCGUUAGACCACAGAUGAUUGACAACAUACCAACGUAUAGUCUGGAUAGAAAUCCAGAGGAAUUUUCUGUAAUUCUAGAUUACCUGCGGAAUAAAGGCAAUGUACCCGCUAGAUAUGAAUUACCAGUUACCACCAAUCAAUUGGAAAACCAGCUAUUGGAAGCUACGUUUUAUGAGUUAGAGGGAUUGAAAGCCCUGAUAGUGGACAAACUUCAUUAA